UUACUGGUCUCUGUCUCUGUGUUACUGGUCUCUCUCUCUGUUACUGGUCUCUCUCUGUGUUACUGGUGGAACUUUAUCUAAGAUCUGAUUGUUUUUGUCAGUUUCUAGUUUUCUGGACGAUGUGCGACUCCCGUCCAUUCAGUGACAGAGUGAUGAGCUCACCUGUAACCUGAGACACGCUGAGGUCAGCAGAUCUGGAGUCAGACAACUUUCACCUGUGGGAACCAAAGAGACACCUUCCUCUCAGCUAUAUGACCCCCCCCCCCCUGCUCUGUUCCUGGGAUCAGUCGUCUUCUUCCUCUGAGACGAGCAGCGAGCCUGGUCCUCAUGUUUUAGGAUUAAAGCUUCACCCUCUGGAUUCAAACUGAAAACAGAGCAAAGGGAAAUCGUCACAGCUCCACAGUCGAGACGUGAUUUAAGAUAAAGACACAACGACAGCUUCCCUGGAUCUGAGGCGACUCAGGCCCUGAGAUGCAGACCCGUGUGGUCCAGAUCUGGGGUUUCCUGCUGACGGUGCUGGGCUGGAUCUUUGUGGCGUGCACGAUGGCCAUGGAGGGCUGGAAGAUCACCUCCAUCGGGGGCAUGGGGGGCUCCUCCAUCAUCAAGGUGGCCUGGUACUGGUCCAGCCUGUGGAGAUCCUGUUUCACCGACUCCACUGCCGUCAGUAACUGCUACGACUACCCGAUGCUGUGGUCUGUGGAGGGUUACAUCCAGAUCGUGAGGGGCCUGCUGAUGGCGGCUCUCAGCCUGGGGGCGCUGGGCUUCGUGCUCAGUCUGCUGGGGAUGGAGUGCACCUUCAUCGGAGGGAAAGAGCGUUCCAAGCAGAAGAAGAUCUACGCUGGAGGCUGCUGCCACAUCGUCGGAGGUUCUCUGUCUGUCUGCGGCUACGCUGUUUACGCUCAGUAUGUUUCAGUCGAAUACUUCAACCCCGACUUUGAUGGACUGAAGUACGACCUGGGCACUCCUCUGUUCCUGGGCUGGGUCGGCUCAGCUUUCCACAUGACCGGAGGGUUUUUCUAUCUGUGGUCUGUGUGGACGCCGCUCUGUGGAGAAAAUCACACGGUGAUCAACAUUCAGCCAAUAGCUGACCUAGAACAAAACAAGUCCACCGAGGCUCUGUCUUCAGUGUCAGAGAUCACGUCUAAGACCAAAGUGUCGUCUGUCUCUGAGCUGUCGUCCAGGUCCGAGCGCUCAGACGUGUCAGCCAUCUCCUCAAGAUCAGAGCGCACGUCCAAAUCUAAACGCACUGCCAGGUCAGGACAGUCGACGAAGACAGGGCGAAGUAUUAAAUCUGCAGGGUCGGGGUCGGGGUCAGAGUCCGGCCUCUCGUUGAGGUCCAGCAUUCCGACUUUGUCCGAGUCGAGCAGCAGCAGCAGCAGCCGGACGGUCUCGUCUCUGUCCAGCAGCGCGAGGAGCGAGACGACGCCGGUCAGCAGAAACUCUUUUAUCUGAGGAGAAACAAACUGGACAAUUCAUGAAGCUUUAACUUCAACUGGAUGUUUCGUGUGAAUAAAAACUGAUGAAAUCUUGUGUAUUAAAAAU
Messenger RNA from Pleuronectes platessa (European plaice), 1542 nucleotides. It is a transcript of the gene cldn10e, whose product is annotated as claudin 10e. The coding region runs from base 472 to 1452 and encodes 326 amino acids. Lineage: Eukaryota; Metazoa; Chordata; Actinopteri; Pleuronectiformes; Pleuronectidae. The transcript is spliced from 5 exons. Gene Ontology annotation, cellular component: plasma membrane; bicellular tight junction. Gene Ontology annotation, molecular function: structural molecule activity. The record is from RefSeq and is a predicted model, not a curated record. Gene Ontology annotation, biological process: cell adhesion; bicellular tight junction assembly.